CUUCACGAUGGCGGAAAAGGCUCUCCCAAGACCACCGCCGUCUUUCUGCGGACGCAUCCAGUUUACCCAUCAGCCUUUGGACCACACCAAGCCUUCGAUACAUCUCCUCGAGGUGCUUCCCGAUCUAUUGCCUGACGGUCUGAUUCAGUGUACCAGGUUUCACGCAACAAUUGAGGCUGGGCACACAUAUUUAUCAUAUAUGUGGGAUCCACUGGACCUACCCAAACAAUCUCAUGUCAUUGUCGUUAAUGGCAGCAAACCACAUGUACGACGAAAUUUGUUCGAUAUCCUGGGAGUGAUCAGGAAACUGCAGAACCUUCGAAAAGUGUAUUGGAUUGAUGCUAUAUGCAUCAAUCAGAACGAUGGUGUAGAAAGAAACCACCAAGUCCAGCAGAUGGGCGACAUCUAUUUGAAAGCAGCUUGUGUCGUUACAUGGCUUGGCAACUGUGACAACAUACCAGCAAGCGACAUCCCCGAAGUGAUUAUGGAUAUUGUAAGGCCCUUCCUUGAUGGCAAAACAAGGAAAUCGGCAAAAGGCAACAUGAAAUACAAAUAUUCAUUAUUUCGCUGUACAUUCGACAAUCCAUAUUGGCGUAGGGCAUGGGUCACACAUGAGAUCCGACUUGCACGUCACCAUAUGGCAAUGUUGGGAUGUUGCCAGAUCGCUUUCAACGACCUGACAUCGCUCUUUGGGGAAGUCCGAAGAUGGGAUGCAGCACAAGAUAAGAAGAUCCUACAAGUCGAAUCAAAAUUUGACUUUCUAAAAGAGAUUUCUCGUAAUGUAGAUCGUGAAGACGCGCUUAUAAAUCUGAUGGAUGAUUUCUACGGCAGGGAAUGUAGUGUUCGCCAGGACAGAGUAUUCUCCCUCUUGUCCUUUUGUAACGAGAGCACCAAACUCAGCGUCGAUUACAGUUGCUCCAAAGAGGAUCUCAUGUAUCGGAUACUCGACACUCAUGGCCCUUUACCUCUAUGCUUUUGUUGCGCCCUAGCCCUUGCGCAAAAUCUCGAGUUAGCGGAUCCUACCUCAUGUCGGAGGAAACUGGGGCCAUGUAUUGAAGUUAUUCUUGACCCAUUUCCCAAGGAUUCGGACUUGAUCACAAGAGCUGGCGAUAGAUACUUUUUCUGUCGAUUCGUCAUCGACACACAGUGGCUUCAUCUCCAGAUUAGAAGAAAAACGCCGGUUCUCAGAUGGAACGUGUACUGCAUUUCACGCUAUAGAAGACUGAAAAUUUAUUGCGACAAGGUCAAAGAUGAUAUGGCGGUCAAGGUUCUUGCUGAAUAUGGCCUUGAGAGUACGAUCUGUCAAUAUGGCGAAGGCAUUGAACUAUCACCACUCCUCUCAGAAGAAAGAUGGCACUUCGCAUCUCUUUCGACAUGA
Paraphaeosphaeria sporulosa is the source of this 1378-nucleotide messenger RNA. RefSeq lists its product as uncharacterized. The record is from RefSeq and is a predicted model, not a curated record. NCBI's taxonomy places the organism in Eukaryota, Fungi, Ascomycota, Dothideomycetes, Pleosporales, Didymosphaeriaceae. The coding region runs from base 8 to 1378 and encodes 456 amino acids. The transcript has a single exon.